AUGUUAUCAUACGCUGUUCCACAGCAAUUAAAUUCAACGACUAACAUAUGCUCUUCAUCAGCCACAUCAAGAUUAUACAAUGAUGAUGAUAUAUUUAAUGUAAGAAAUAAACCGUUUAUCUAUCCAGCAAUGUCAACAGCACCAGUAGCCACACAUGGAAUGUAUACGUCACAAGGAUUUCCCGGUUUUGGAUUUGGUCUAUACGAUGAUAUAUCAUCAUUUCCUGAUCCCACACGAUCCUCAUUUUUUGUAACAGCAAAACGGGAACGUCCCGAUCCCAAUAUUGAAGUAGAAUUAGACAAUAUGGAUUUAUGGAAAAAAUUCGAUGGAAUUGGAACAGAAAUGAUUAUUACGAAAAGUGGAAGAAGGAUGUUUCCAAUAUUUAAAGUGAUAGUAACAGGAUUAGAUACAAAUUCAAAAUAUAUUAUGUUUAUGGAUGUUGUACCUGUUGAUAAUAAUCGAUAUAAAUAUCAUAAUUCUCAAUGGAUGAUAACCGGUGCUGCCGAACCCCAUAUGCCCGGUCGAUUAUAUCCACAUCCAGAAAAUCCUUCAACUGGCAGUCAAUGGAUGAAACAACCAAUAACAUUUAAUAAAUUAAAAUUAACAAAUAAUACCAUGGAUCAACAGGGUCAUGUGAGUAAUAGAAUUAUCUUGAAUUCCAUGCACAAAUAUCAACCACGUUUACAUAUCAUUCAAGCAUCUGAUUCACUAUCAAUACGGCCGGAUGCUGUUAAUACAUUUACAUUUCCCGAAACAACAUUUAUUGCCGUAACAGCAUAUCAGAAUGAACAGAUAACUCGAUUGAAAAUCGAUAAUAAUCCAUUUGCUAAAGGUUUUCGAGAUCACAAUGGCCAUAGUCGAAAAGAUACAAGAUCAAUGAAACGAGGUAAUGAAUUUAACGAUAAUGAAAAGAAACUUAAAUCAGAAAUGUAUACACCCGAUUCAAAACGUAAUAAGUCCAGUAGUGGCGAUGAUCUUACACCUGAAUCACCAAUAAUUCAGACAACAAACAACUCAAUAUCAACUCCUAUAAUUGCAGCCACAGCUGAUUCUACCACUUAUUCUGACACUGACAAUUAUGAUCUUCAUACAUAUAAAGAUUCGGCAAAAAAUAGUUUAAUGAACAAUUACUAUUAUUCAUCGCCAAUAUUUUCAUCAAAAUUUCAAUCGUCAUUUGCCAAUCAUCCAUCUAGUUCAUUUAAUCCAUACACGUCAAAUAUUACUGGCUUAACCAAUCCAUUUACACGCUAUUCAACUAGUUCAUUUAAUUCAACAUACAAUCCAUAUACUCAUCCAAAUUUAUACUAUUCAUCGUAA
Molecule: messenger RNA, 1317 nt
Organism: Didymodactylos carnosus
Lineage: Eukaryota; Metazoa; Rotifera; Eurotatoria; Philodinida; Philodinidae
Source: the annotation of a GenBank genome assembly